AUGGACCUAUUCAAGAAUGAUGUGUCAUGACAUUCUAACAGUGUAAUGGCAACUAAAGCAAUUCAACGAGAUCUACUCCAUGUCGCUCUUUGAACCUAAUAGUUGAAAUUUUCUCGCGCCUUUAAACUCACGAUCAUUCAUCUGAUCUCAGGCAAACGCAGCGUGAACUUUACCCCUGUAGUAGGAUUCUUUUCUACCUACCUAAUAUUUUCUGUGGUAAAUUGUGUAUUAAAAAUAUAUGUACAGUACAGUCCAUAGGCAGCACCGGCAACCAAUGAUCCGGCUACAUACGCGGCGCCCCACCUCCGCGACGCGUCGUCGACCUACGGUUGAACUGUCCUCGGCUGCUCUCCACUUCCACUAGGAAAUACUAAGGAAUCAAGGGCUCGACGCUUCUCCCCGGGCCCCAUCAAUUCUCCGUGUGUCGCCUGCUCUUGGAAACAUGUAGCUCUCACGGACGAGGAUUAUGAAUAAUUCGUUUGUUUUACAACGAGCAGCAGUUUAUCGCGCCCCGGUGGAGGUACCCCGGAGGGAAACGUCGAGGCUUCGCGGAUUCGGAAUAUGAGACAUAGCUACGGCGCCGCUAGCUCCCCACUUUAGCUUCACAUGAUGUGCGUCUGUAGACAGAGGCUCAAAGGUCUGGCUUGGGAAACAUGAAACGCAGAAUGAAGACUUGCAGUUCGGAUGUCAAAGCAUCCAGUAAGGCCUCCACCGGGAGACGAAGGGAGAUCACAAACCGGAAACGACACAAGUCUGACAAGACUGACCCGACUUCCUGCAGCCAUAUCCCGGGGAUCCCUCUGUCGGACAAGCUGUCCCUCAUCAGCUGUGAGUGCCAGCGGGCCCCCAACAGAACACGCUGCACCGCCUCACCCCUGCCUCAGGAGGAGCCGGAGGGCAAGGAGAACGAGGAGAGGAGGAGAAGGAGUGGUGGCUGCAGGGCGAGCUGUCUCCUGGAGAGCGGAGAGGACCAGGAGAUGGGUGCCGGGGAGGAUGACGUAGGCGGGCCUGGCGGUGGCGGCGCUGAGAGCCUCUUCCCCGAUGACGACAGCAACCAGAUCCUCCCCGUUGAACAGUUCUUUGGGAACCUGGAGGCCAUGCAGGACGGGCUUCCGACAGCGGCGUCAGGAACAGGGACCUCGCUCCGGGCCCCGCGGGGGGAGAACCAGCAGCGGCGCCGGCGGCACUACUUCGCCCGGGUUGACAGCGAGGAGGAGGAGGAGGAGGAGGAGGAGGAAGAGCAGCUAAGCGACGGAGACAUGCAGCUCAGCCACCCAGGGGACAGUUAGUUGUGGAGCCCGUACAUCCUCCACUCCGAACGGAAAUCUUUUGUUUGCCCGUGUAGGAGGGCUGUUACAUCGUGGUAGUUAUAGCGUAUGUGCCAUAUUUAUAUUUCGUUAAGUGGAACAGGAACCAUCUUUUGGAUCUGAUGGGCCAUUAUUAUCAAUGUGGUUUUUAAAAAUAACUUUUAUAUCGUCAGAAAGGUGACUACAAUAUCAGGGUUUGGGUUGGAUCAACCAAAUGAUCAGCCCUUUUGUAAUCUUGUUUAAAAAGGAUCCAUGCAGCACUUAAUCCUAAAUUUAAGUCAACGCGUCCACUGCCAAGUACAUAUCAAACGGCCUUUUGUUUGUUAUCGCCUCAUCUCCUCAGAAAGUUGUUGCAAAAUUUUUUUAGAAGCAGUGCGGCCAAGUGCUGUGAUCCUGAAGCGGUUGAGGCCUUUCGAUGGCCUGGUUGUUGUCCCUUGUAACGGUGGCCCUAGUGAACGGCCCCAGGUCCCAGAAGACCCUAACGUUGAAGCCAAUAAUCAACGCAUGCCACUUUCCAAUCCAUCCAUGCCAUCACUGCGUUGGAGCAGCUCAAUGACGUUCACUGUGUGUAGUUCAACACUGAAUCACACGAUACCGGGGGCCGGGGUGGUGGUGGUGGGGGACCACCCUUUCAUGCAGUCCCGGAUUUAAAGACUUAUGUUGUAAAGUUUUAUGACGCCCAAAAAACCGUCAAUGGAGGACUGCCAUUGAACCCACCCCCCCCCCCCAAGAAGAGAACAGGAACAUGUGUGUGCACACGCCGCAAACACCAAAGAACAUGCAAUACUAUAGUUAGGGAACGGACCCCCGCCACCGUUACAAACAAAUUACGUUUUUAUUUUAGCAUGCCGCCUCUUGCUCAUCUCUGCUCUGUGUUCCCCCGAGAAAUCAGCGUCUCGCUCCGCUUAUAAUCCUUUAUUAAUGUGUGUCGUCGUGGAUGCGAGCCUUUGCUCCGUCGGGGCGAGUUGCCAUCUAUGAGAGGGCAGACGUACCGGAGCAUGCCUUCAUCUGCACUUACUUUGGCUCAGUCCAGUCUAACUGGCUGGGUCUCGCUCAUGUGUGUCCUUCAUUCACCAGAUGUGAUCUGAUUGUGCAUUUUCAGGCCAUUUCAAAAGGUGUCCAUUAGAGAGCUCACAAGUAUCACCCAGAUGUAUGAGAGAUAGGUUGAGGUGAUCCCCGAUUACGUCCUCCCUCCCAGGUAGACCGUGCCAAUAGCAACUUGUGAUUUCACUGGUGGAUAGAUAUUGAAAUGGCUCGUAUAUAAAAAUAAAUAUCCCCAUAGAGUAAAAUAUUGGCUCUUUUAAAGAGUAAAGACAUCGGGUCCCAUAUUUCUUUGUGUGAAACGGAGCAACCAGAUAUUAUUGGGAGCGACACGAUUUUUGAUGGAUCUCGUUCUUUGACCUGACAAGAAUGUGAUGCAUGCACCACAAUGUCCUGAAUGUAACUGCUCUCGCGAUGGGUCAGGUCUGCCAGAGCCACUUUGUACCUUCCAUCCAUUGAGAUUCUAAAUCAUUGCACUAAAAAAUUACUAUUCAUAUUAGCAGUAAUCUGUUGUAUAUUUUAUAAUUGUAGAGACCAACCAGAUGGCAUUAUGUUUGUAGUCUUGAUUUACCAUCUGCCUUUUAUUUAUGCUUAAUGGUUUGUUUAUAUGAAUGCAUCAGCGCUGCUUGAACGCAAAUACGUCCAAUAACCAUAAUAGUCCAAGAAUGUACUUUAUUGUUCCAGUGCCAAACAAAUAAACGGCCCUGCCUUUUUUUGCUUGGAAGCUCAGCUGAUGCGUGCUUUCUUACUUCACCAACCCGUAAACACAAUGCAUUUCUCACAGCAACAAUUUUCUCAGCUUCUCAACAAUAGUUUAUCAACACUAGUGAGAGAAUAUUUACAGUUCUUCUCCAUUCAACGGAAAUGAAUUAAAAUGCACCAAGAAUAGCAUUAAAGGUGACACAUUAUACCACCAGGUGUGAGUGUGCUUAGCCGUUACAAGCCGUUUGAAAAUCGGCCUCUUCUGACAUCACAAGUGGGCGUGUCCACCUAGAUGUGUGAUGGAUAGA
This is a messenger RNA of Gadus chalcogrammus (walleye pollock), 3358 nucleotides long. It is a transcript of the gene c1h1orf174, whose product is annotated as chromosome 1 C1orf174 homolog. Lineage: Eukaryota; Metazoa; Chordata; Actinopteri; Gadiformes; Gadidae. The record is from RefSeq and is a predicted model, not a curated record. The transcript has 5 exons. The coding region runs from base 654 to 1289 and encodes 211 amino acids.